UUAAAUUGCGCCGGUUGUUUUUAUGUGAAAACGUCAAUUACAAUCGCAAACAAGUUUUAAUAGUAAACAAACCGAUUAUAACAGCGAAUUGAGCCUUAUGUAUCAGAUAACCGUUAAAUACCAUCAGUCAGUCGUCUGGUGCACUGGAAAUUCGUGUUUGUAUCGUUAACCACCAAAUGUCAUCGCAAAAAGAAGAGUUUGUGAUAGAGGGGCCGGAACCCGGCGUAUCUCUAUCGAGCGCCACGUUGGGGUUGGAGAUAUAUUCGGUACUUUGUAGGGCGCCCAGAAGAGCAGUCGCGAUGAUCGACGCGUUCACGAAUUCCCGAAUCACGUACGGAGAAAUCACGCAGCAGAGCUUCAACUUGGCGGAAGCACUCAGACGCAAUGGAUACGUGGGCCAAACGACCGUAAUGGCUAUAUGCAGCGAAAACAACCUCCAUUUCUACGUGCCAGUAUUCGCGGCCGCAUACAACCUCUCGAUAACGGCCACCAUCAACCCCGGCUACACGCCCCAUGAGCUCGCCCACACUUUGAGCAUUAGUAGACCUCGAGUGGUGUUUUGCACGGAAGGGACCGCCCCAAAACUAGUCGACAUGAAGAACCGGCUCGGUUUCAUUGAAAAACUGAUAUUGAUAGGCAGCGACAGAGUUGUCACAGGCACGGAACGCUUGAGGGACUUCGUGGAUGCCGCUCUUGCAGGAGCGGACGUCCAAAGUUUCCAGUUCAAACCGUUAGACGGUGACUCCAGCCGGCUGAUCGCUUAUAUACUGUGCUCGUCGGGCACUACCGGUUUACCUAAAGGCGUUAUGCUGUCGCACAGGAAUAUAAUGCUUCGGAUCACGCACUCAAGAGAUCCCCGUUACCACACGGGCGAGGGAAAUACCACUCUAGGGGUGUUGCCCAUGUUCCACGCGUUCGGCUUCCUGACCACACUUGAGUCCCUGCUUGACCACAAAACCGUCGUGGUGCUCCGACGUUUCGACGAAGACGUCUACCUCAGAACCAUCCAGGAUCACAAGAUACGUUAUCUAUAUUUGGCACCGCCUAUGGCCAUAUUCCUGGCCAAGACGCCGAAGCUUGAGCGGUAUGACGUUUCGAGCGUUAGGCAGCUGACGUGCGGGGCUGCGCCACUCAGCGAGUUGAUCGAGUUCGAGCUGAAAAAACGGUUCGACAACCCUAUAGUCAGGCAAGGCUACGGCCUGACGGAAGCGACCAUGGCGGUAUGCCUCAUCACACACGACAAGACGCAUCACGGAUCUUGCGGUCAAAUUAUGAGCUACAUGAAGUUCACCGUCAAAGAUCCGGAGACCGGACGAUCUCUCGGGCCCAAUCAGGUGGGCGAAAUAUGCCUAAAGGGUUUACUGGUGAUGCUGGGUUACUAUGAAAACGAAGAGGCCACUAAGGAGAGCUUCACCUCUGACGGAUGGCUGAGAACAGGCGACAUCGGCUAUUACGACGAAAAACAUUACAUUUACGUCAUCGACAGACUAAAGGAGCUGAUCAAGUACAAAGGGUUCCAGGUGGCUCCGGCCGAGCUCGAGGCCCUGAUCGUCAACCACCCGAAGGUUCUCGACGCGGGAGUGGUGGGGGUACCCGACGAACUAGUCGGUGAACGUCCGCUCGCGUUUGUCGUCAAGAAGGAGGGAGAGGAAGUGUCGGAAAAGGAAUUGAGGGAUUACGUUGCAGACUUGGUCUCUCCCCAAAAGAGGUUAUCCGGUGGGGUUGUGUUCGUAUCGGCCAUACCGAAGAAUCCCAGCGGCAAAAUUCUACGUAGGCAGCUGAGGGAUUUGCUUGAAUCUCACGUGGGACAAGUCCAACUUGAAGCAAAAUUAGAUAAAAUGUUAUACCGCCGGGGUCAAAUAUUUUCGCGCUACACUCGUAUAAAACAAUCGCGAUGUAGCUUUUUGCGUUUUACAAGAAACUUUAAUUUUUUCCUCGACUUUAACCUUACAACAGACCGUCGACAAUUAUUGUUAUUGUCGCCAAAUUAUCGCGGAGGGUGGGGAAUCCUCGCGGCUUCCACCAUUAGUACUUCAACGUGCGGCACUGGCGGGUUGCUUUUUUUUCAUUAUCCUAGGAUAGUUUCACACUGCGCAAGCGCGAUGAUAGGCCCCGACGAGACGAACGUAUUGGAGCAAGCGCCAUUGGGCGAGUACUUUUUCCGGAAACUCGACUCGAAACCGGACAAGAAUUUCGAAUUUUUGGUCGACCUGUCCAACGGGGUAAGCCUGACGCACCGUGAUUUCCUCCAGUAUUCCGUCAACUUGACCUUGAACCUGGAGAACCUGGGGGUGAAGGAGAGCGAUAUAGUGGGUGUAUUUGCGGAAAACUGCUGGCAGAGCGCAGUCCUUCUCUUGGCCGCGUGGAACUUGGGUGCCUCCGUCGCUUUCAUCAACCCCAAUUUUAUCAAAAGCGAACUGUACCACUCGUUGCGCAUCAAAGAGCCGAAGAUCCUAUUUACGACGACCAACAAGCUGGACAUGAUUGACGACAGUGUCAGCUCGAUUGAACGCAUCGUCCUCUACGACAAACAGACCGAAAACGGUCUCUUGGGGUUCUCUGACUUGCUGUUCCACAGCAAGAUGGACUACAGUACCUACAGGCACAAACAAUUCAACGUCAAGGAGACUGUCGCUUGCAUAUUGUCUUCUUCCGGCACUACCGGCUUCCCCAAGGCUGUGAUGUUGACCCAUGAUAAUCUGAAAUACGCCACUAAGUAUCUGACAGAUCCCUAUGCGAUGGAUGUCAACCCCGAAACGGUGACGAUCCUCUACCUGCCUCUUUUCCACAUACUGGGUAUCAUGAUAUUCAUAGGAGUUGUUUCGAACGGGAAGCAGCUGCUGAUGUGCAACAAGUUUAAACCGGAAGAGUUCUUGAAGACGAUUCAGAACCACAGGGUGACCAAGUUGUUUGUUGUGCCUCCAAUCUUGCAGUUUCUUGCGAAAAGCCCGUCUGUCCAGUCGUACGAUUUGACUUCAUUGAACCACGUCCUCUGCGGAGGAGCACCGGCUGGCAAAGAGGUCGAAGUCGAGGUCACCAAGAGAUUAAAAAACGUCAAAGUGCGCCAGAUCUACGGUAUGACGGAAGUGACAGGAGCGGUGACCACGGUGCCCCCCAACGAGGCGCGGUUCGGCAGUGUGGGAAAACCAUUCGGCGGAGGCCUAAUCGUGAAAAUCGUGGACCCAGAGACCAACCUAACUUUAGGACCGAAUCAAAGGGGCGAAAUAUGCUUCAAAGGUCCACCAGUCAUGAAGGGGUACAUGAAAAACGAGGCCGAAACCAAGAACUGCAUCGACGCCUCGGGGUUCCUGCAUUCGGGCGACGUCGGUUAUUUUGACGCCGACGGCUACAUUUAUGUGGUAGAUAGGAUCAAAGAACUGAUCAAAUACAAAGCUUUCCAGGUCGCACCAGCCGAGCUCGAACGGCUCAUAAUAAAACAUGAUGGGGUGAAAGAUGUCGGGGUGGUGGGGAAGCCGGACGAUAGGUGUGGCGAGCUACCCACUGCUUUCGUCGUCAAGCAGCCCGGCGAAAAAGUUACCGAACAGGACAUCUUGGAUUUUGUGUCAGACAACUUCUCCCACGAAAAACACCUCCACGGGGGCGUCGUGUUCGUCGACGACAUACCCAAAACGGCGAGCGGUAAAAUAUUGAGGCGAGAGCUCAGGAAAUUGCUCGGUACCAUGUAGGAUCUCAUCGAGCAUUGAAAAUAAACUUCUAG
Molecule: messenger RNA, 3718 nt
Organism: Cylas formicarius (sweet potato weevil)
Lineage: Eukaryota; Metazoa; Arthropoda; Insecta; Coleoptera; Brentidae
Exons: 14
Coding region: 177-3686 (1169 amino acids)
Biological process (GO): long-chain fatty acid metabolic process; fatty-acyl-CoA biosynthetic process
Molecular function (GO): long-chain fatty acid-CoA ligase activity
Source: RefSeq, a predicted model, not a curated record